Micropterus salmoides (largemouth bass) is the source of this 3256-nucleotide messenger RNA. Its product is annotated as protein unc-13 homolog B-like. Gene Ontology annotation, biological process: synaptic vesicle priming; presynaptic dense core vesicle exocytosis; dense core granule priming. The record is from RefSeq and is a predicted model, not a curated record. Gene Ontology annotation, molecular function: diacylglycerol binding; calmodulin binding; syntaxin-1 binding. The transcript is spliced from 7 exons. The annotation marks the transcript as partial. Gene Ontology annotation, cellular component: terminal bouton; synaptic vesicle membrane; presynaptic membrane. Lineage: Eukaryota; Metazoa; Chordata; Actinopteri; Centrarchiformes; Centrarchidae.
GGUGCCCAACUCCUCACAGCAGCUAAAGGUCUUUCUAAUCUCAAGGGAGGUGGUGAAGCCAAAACCUUGACGCCCAAACAGUGUAUAAUUAUUGAUGCAGGGCUGGAGACGAUCAAGCAAUACUUCCACGCAGGGGGAAACGGUCUGAAGAAGGCAUUUGUCGAGAAAAGUCCUGAACUGGCUUCACUGCGUUACGCCCUCUCCCUCUACUCCCAGAGCACUGAUGCUCUCAUCAAGACUUUUGUCACCACACAACACUCCCAAGUGCACGAUGGGAUGGGCAUCAGAAUCACUGGCAAUGAGAAGAUUCGACCUGACAGGGGCUCGGGGAUAGAGAAGCCCAUCGGAGAGGCCAUUCUGCAGAUCGACAUGAUGCUCGGGAAGGAGCGUAAAGUCAAUGUCAGAGUCAUCGCAGCGAACGAAAUGAAGUGGCAGACGUCAGGGAUGUUCCGGCCAUUCGUUGAAGUCUCCAUGGUCGGCCCUUUCCUGGCCGACAAGAAGCGCAAGUUCACCACAAAAUCCAAGAACAACAGCUGGUCGGCAAAGUUCAACGAGGCUUUUCAGUUUGUCCUGGGUAAGGAGUCCCCAGACUGCUAUGAGCUCCAAGUGACCGUGAAGGAUUACUGCUUUGGCCGGGCAGAUCGGGUGGUCGGCAUGGCUGUGGUUCAGCUGCGUGACGUCGCUGACCGCAAGAGCUGCGUGUGCUGGUGUCCCCUUGGACCGCGGAUUCAAACGGACGAGACGGGCAUGACGGUGAUGCGUAUCCUGUCCCAGCGGCCUGCUGACGAGGUGGCCAAGGAGUUUGUCAAGCUGAAAUCUGAAACUCGUCCUGUGGAGGAGGGCAGAUGAGCAGAGACAGACUCCAGAUCAGAGAUUUGUUGGAAAUGGUGAGAAUGUGAAACUGACAUGGAUUAGGUCAGGGUUUAGAGUCAGGGCUCGUUCACGGCUUUGUCUGGUGUUUACGGGCACUGUCAUCUUCAUCCUCAGUCAACACAGACCAUUAAAGCCUUUGUCUGAUAUUCAGCAUGGAGCACAUCCUUCAAAAGUAGACACGAGGAAGUUGACUAUUUGUUAUGGUAAGAAAGAAAUGUAUUUAAUUCGAAACAUACUUUUUGAAAAGAAGCCGCUUCUCAAAAUGUUGAAAAAGUAUUACAUUUAACCACAAUCAGCACCAAUAUCAUUACUAUGGAGGGGCAUGUGGGUUUUUAAUCUCCACUCAGUGAUAGAAAAAUAUAUAAAAAUAGUUAUAGUUCAUCAGAGAGAAACUCUAGUCUAAUGAUCUGUAGCUAAUUAAAUCUGGAUAAAAUCAAAUGUAUGUCAUCUGCUGUAUUCAUCAAAGCUGACCUCGCAAUACUAAUCCACAGCUUUUUACCAAACAUCCACUCACAGGAAUGAAUGGAUUUGUGUCUGAGUGUCUGUGUAUGAAAAGAUGCGAACAAGGCGUCCGUUUCAAACUGAAUGGACCCGAACAGGAAAUUCUGACUGCUAUUAAGUAACUAUUUAAUGAUCAUAAGUAACUAUGACAUGUGAAGAAAGUGAGUUGGGUGAAAUAAUCCCAAAUUCUUAUACUGUUUGAGCCUUUAAAGCCUUUUGACUGCGAACAAAUAUCUUGCAAUCAGUACAACUGUUGAUUCUGGUAUCCCGCACUGUUUAAAAAAAAAAGAAGAUACCAGUCAUUAACUAGCUAAUUAAUGUCACAAAAACACAUUAAAAUUAAUAAAUGUUGUACUUAGCAUGACAUGUUGCAGAGAGCUCAAGUUUUAAAGAAACAUUUAAGCAGGUAACCAGUGAAGAAACAGUUCAAAAGAACAAAAAUAAAACAGCUUCUGGUCCUUAUAAAGGGUCAUGGGUUACUGGUUUUUCAUUUAACAUGAUGGUAGAAUUAAUCAUCAGGUGUCAAAUCCUUAGAUUCAUGCCAAAUGACACCUGUAGCACCAGAUGCAUCUUAUAGCAAGAACAAGUCAUCAGGACAAAGUAGCCAGAAUGUACCAAUCCAAUGAGUGAAUGUUAUAAAACUUUUCUGGAGAGCUGACGCAUGUCUACAAGAUGCCACUAUUGUGUGUUGCCCUUUAAUGAUGAACUCCUGAAUAUAUAAAACCUUGGGAAGAAAGAAAAGAUGACAUACGAAUGACGUCGCCUUAAAAAAAAAAAAUUCUGGCUAGCUAAACUAACUAGCUCACAGUACUCAGUGGGAUUCAGAGAGACUUUUAAAUCAUGAAUGUGUUCUACAACAUUGAGUAAAAAGGCACUGAUUUUUUUCAGAAACAAAGAAUUAUGGGAAUAGUGGUUAAACUAUCUGACUGACCUCUGGACUGUGGCCUGUCAAGCAGCUUCUCUGCACUGAGAAGAAAUGUAGAGGUAUUGAAUUUAGCUCUUCUGUUUUUGCCAAGUGUCAUACUGUGACUGUGAACACUGUUUACCUGUCGACCUGCUCUGAAUGGAAACAAGCAGAAGUGGACAACCUGUGUUCAGGGGUUAAAUAGUGUAGGACCAGAAAUGGAACUCUAAGAUUUUCUUUUUGUCGACUUUUACAGUUUUAAAUUGGAUGAGACCAAAAGUCUCUGAGAUGCCACAGCCUUGCCAUGCAUGCACAUUCACUGUAACAAUCAUCUGUUUCUGAAUACCUGAUUGGUGUUUUGCAUUAGGUGCACUACAAACUUAGACUUGGAUGAAAAAUUAAACAAUGCAGGCAGGUUGUUUAACUGACUUAAAUGUGACUGGGUUUGAUCCAAACUCUUGUCUGUUUACUAUGUGCCAAGGAACGCAAGUGUUCAGUGAGCCACGUUCAACUAGCUCUCUUCACGUAUUUUGGGCUGUUUGUGGACAGAUGUGGCCGUUGUAGAUGUCCCACUUACUUACACAUUUGCCAAAACUAGUUACACUGUGGCUCCAAACUCAAGAAGAUCUGUUUGGUAGAUGAGAUAGUCUGGAAAUUAGUUUAGAGUUUUGGCUUUGGUUCUGCUGUACUAAACUGAACAAAGAGGGGGGUGUAGACAAUGGCCACAACUGUAGUGACAGUUGAACCCUGUUUAAAACUGUAAGUUUGUAAAAAAUAAAAUAAAAUAAAAAGCUAAUGACCAGAGCAUGUAAUUAUUGUAUACAAAGUCAGCUAGAAUUGUGAUUUUUUUUUUUCAUGUAUGUACUGUGAAAUAUGAAGAUUGAUCAAAUGUAUGUAAAGUAGUUAACAUUAUUCUAAUGUGACAUAUGUUGAAUAUACUUGUAACAAUAUUUUGUAUAUAAAACAUUUAUGAAUCAA